AUACGAGAUUGCAUUAUUUUUUUGACUCCGCACACACAAUGGCGCCACUUUCCACGCGAUUAAAUGCGAAUUGCGAUGCACCAAAUAAAAGCUUACGAUUUCGAUCGUGGCGCCACUCUAUACACCGGUUAAAUGCGGGAUUGCAAACCCAUUGUCUGUUCAGUGCGUCUACAAUAUAAAUAAUAGUGUGCACACAGAACCAAUAAUAUUGCAUAAGUGGCCCUUUUUAUAGGCACAGAACACCACAGCCGUAUAUACUCUCUAACAAAGGAGUGGCGCGUGCACAAACCUUCCCGGAGAAGAAACAGGCGCCAGUCAGAUUUUUGCUCUCUUUUGGCCUGCGCACCAGUGCAAGAAGACUCCUGGGACUCGAAACAAAGGAGACACUAUCUAACGCGCGCCAACGGCCAAUAUCUUGAGUUACUUAUAUAGUUAUAUCUUGGCCGAACAGAAUUCACAGCAAAGAAGCGAGGUGCGAGAUAGAAAGACCAGUGAUUCGUGUAUGAACACGCGUCGUCAGAGCUUACGCGGAAAAGUAAAUCAGUGUAAUUAGUGAAGUGACUUCGUGACUUCUUCGCGAGUCUCAACGGCCACGCGGCGUCGGUGCGAGCACAACAAAGUACUUAGGUAUACCUUCUCUACUACUAUACCUAUCUCUGACUCAGGCGAUCGUCGUCGCGCGCGCGCGCGAUAUAAUGAGGAUAACUCGAGGGCGUAAAGUCAAGAAAGAGCCGAUUUCGAAGUCCAGAAAAACCCCAAGAAAACCUCCGGCAAAACGUCGAGCAAAACCUUCUACAAAACCGAAGACAACCCGCGGGCGUAAGAUAAAGGAGGAGCCCAUUUUCGAUGAUUACGCAGCAGAACCGUCAGACCCGUUGCAGCCGGCGAUCGCAGAUGCUGUCCCAAGCACGUCGUCGGGCUGUUCCGCGAAAUCUAACUCGCCUCCGCGAGAAGACAAUGACAUCAUUGAAGAAGCAGAUUCCGACAAUGAAUCUCUAGAAUCAAGCUCUUAUGUGUCACUAGAGUUGGCGAUCGGAAUAGUUCCCGAUUUCGACAGUACAGACGAGGAUCUCCUACCUUUCUUGAGAGAAUGCAAGGCAGCCGAAUCGUUCGUAAGACCAGAACAAAGGCAUUUUUUUACCUUGCUCGUUCGCAGUAAAAUCACGGGAUUCGCGAGGGAUCUGAUUGAUUUGUACGGAAAGAAUCCGGAUACUCUGGAUGAACUGAUCGCAGCAUUGAAGUCAUGCUUUCCAUUCGUUUUUGACGUAAACAAAGCCUUUUCAGACUUGUGGAGUCAACCGCAACAACAAAAGCACGAAUCCGUCGAGAUUUUCGCUGCCCGCAUCAGUCGAAUUCUAGAUCGCGGUAUAGAAGCUGCCAACGAAAAGACCGACGCAGCCAAAGCUGUUGAAGUAAAAGCAGCGCUGGAUAGGGUGGCUGCUUCGCAGUUUAAAAACGGGCUACGCGACAUGGCGAAUGCGAUAGACAACGUCCCAUUUAAAGAUGCUGUAAGCUUCGCCAUUAGGAUGGCAUCGAUGCUUCGACGUUGCAAUGAUCAGGUGAAAUUAGAACAAGAACAGCUUGCAGGGUUGUCUAGCGCAAAUACAAAGCGCUUGCCUAAUAACAAAUUUGCUCCAUACAAUAAAGCAUUCUGUAGUCAUUGCCGAAAAAGAGGCCACAUAACAAAACAUUGCUGGUCCAAAUAGAUCUACAAGGAUUGAAAAGAUUGUAUGUUUAAAUGAGAGCGAAUAAAUUUCAAAUGACUGACUCUUGUAUGCAUAUACUCGUCUAUUAACAAUAAGUUUUCAUAAAACACUAUUAUAUUAGAGAAAAUAUAAUAAUAUAAGUUUCUUGAUUGAUAUUAGGUGAAGAAGAAAAAAGAAGUUUGUAACUAAAGUAAGCAUUUAAGCGAAUAGACAAUUAGAUAUAGUUUAAAAUAACGUUAUAAAUUUAAAUAUUAUACUCAACGCUUAAGUUUAAAUUAUCAUAAAUUAUAAGAUUGUUCAUUUAAAUGCUACUAUAAAAAAACGAACAAAGUAUUUCAUUAUUGCAGUGGUAUAUUAUCUUCUAGAAAUUAAAAUAUCUAGUAUAAUGCAUGUUUUUGUUAAGCUUUAAUAUGAGUUGAAUCUUAGUCUGUUAUGAAUAGUUACCAAAUAUAAGUAUAUUGCACUUUACAAGCCAGAUUACUGUUAUUGUAAUAUACAAUCCUACUUACCAGAGGUAAAAGGACUGGUAAAAACUGAAUAAUAAACAUUUUUAUUUACCAUUUGUUUUUAUAAUGAUAUUUCCUUAAGGUUUUUAUAAAUUUUACUGUUCUAGCGGUUGCUAUUUAAAAAAAAAAAACACUGUAGUAGAUAGUCUAUUUAUAUUUCUAUUUAUGUAUUAAAUAAGUUUAACACAGUAUGUCGGCAGCAGUCAAUGUUUCCUACCAUCAAAGAUAAAUCAAUAAAUGAUAUUUUAUUGAUUUUAAUUUUAAUUUACCAAAAUUAGUCUUGUGUAGGUAUACAUAGAUAAUUUUUAAACGUCAAAAAAAUUGGUUCAAAUACUUUUUAAUCUUUUAAUAGAUAUAGUAAUUUUGAUUUUAAUUUUAUUUAAUGCAGAAAAAGUGAUCAUUGUCGAGCUUAAGAAUAAUGUAGCUUAUUCGUUAUGAAGGGCAGAGCAAAUUAAAUAUAUGAUGCAAAUAAA
Messenger RNA from Nasonia vitripennis (jewel wasp), 2685 nucleotides. RefSeq lists its product as uncharacterized. The record is from RefSeq and is a predicted model, not a curated record. Lineage: Eukaryota; Metazoa; Arthropoda; Insecta; Hymenoptera; Pteromalidae. The transcript has 2 exons. The coding region runs from base 696 to 1706 and encodes 336 amino acids.